CUGUGCAUUACCAAUUAGAUAAUUAAAUGUAUGACUAAUUCAAACGGAUUAAGCCAGGGAACAUUUUGCUUACUAUAACCUACGCUAUCCGUCUAAGGACAUGUAACCAAUAUCCUUUGUUACCAAUUCACGACAUGAAGUGGUAUGCAUAACCGUGUCAAAAAUCGGGCUGACAUUGUUUGUGCCAUAAUAUUUUGAUAAUGUAUGCCUUGUAUUUUGUGGAUUAAAUAAACGAAUAGACCAGCACAAACUAUAACCUCAUAUAGCAGCUAAGUAUUGAGACCUCGCCUCCGUCAGUCCUGACAAUUUUCAAUAUUUGCCGCCACACUCUCCUUUCUUUUCCCGGUUGUUGUUGUUGUAACUCCCUUUGUUAUUGUUGUCGCUGCUGUUAUUAUUGUUAUUGAUGGGCAUCGAUUCGUCCUGUUGGUUAGGAUUUGGCGGCGCCCGCCUUCGUCGACCAGUCCCAUCGACAGACGACACCCUCAGCAUAUGCCAGUUCGCAGCGGCGCGGAUAUUGGCGCGAAAACACUAACAAAAGCAUGCAAACAGUCGUUAGAGCGGCGUAACAUACUCGCGGCGCCUAUGAUAGAUUUCGAUGUUAGCAACAUUUAGGAGUAGCCGUACUACAGAAGCAUAGUCUGACGUAAUGAUGUCCAAUAGCGGUUCCAGGGGCAUCUUCACAGAACGACAGUGACAACCAGUUUUGGUGCUAUAGCCAGACUGAUGGCAGUGAUGGCUGGUUCGUGGCUUGUUUUGGCAGCAGCGACGUUGAACAACACCAUAAGCGGCUGCUGCCUCUUUGUAGUCGUCGAUAUGCUGACUGCUGGCAAGGCGAAGCGCCCUCUCUCCGCGGCUGUGCGGCUGACGGGUGCGCCUGCCCUCUCCCGGAGCCGAGGGGUCGAUAGUAAAAAGCGAUGAGCGCGCGUGCCGGGUCCAUUAAAUGACGCCUCCAGCCCCAGAUUUCUCAGCUCUUUUGUGGCUCUUCCUCGAACCUCGCGAGGUUCUGGUCAAGGUCUCCCGUGCAGUGUCUUGACAGACCUGCAGAGGCAUCCGAGAACAAUAUGCCUUUCUCCGGGAAGACGUUUGUGCAGUGCUUGUUUAUCGGAGCGGUGCUAGCGGGCAGCCAUGGGGCGUCCAUCGGUAAUGUCACCGUCGUGUCCACAACCACGACGGCCUCCACGACAGGCAAUAACAGCAAGAACCCUAUUUCGGCCAAUAGAGUUCUUACACCCGACCAAACACAAUCGCCCUGUGUGUGUCUUGAUCGAUACAAAAAUAUGGAGUGUGGUGACGCCCUUCAGAGCGAAACGGACGAUGCCAGAUAUUUCCGAUUCGAGAUUGUGUGCCGGAAAUUGAGCUCAGGUGAGCCUCUGCAGCAGCUGUACCGGUCUUUACGGAUUGAAUCACCAGAGGCUCAGUUCGUGAUUUCGGUGCACGAGUUGACCAUGCAGGAGGUGCCCGCCCGAUUCCUGGCUGGCGUCAAAGCUCUCAUCGUUCACCUGAAUACAAGCUUCGUGCAGACGUUCGACUUGGCCGCCUUCGAGGGGCUUGAGACCCGAGUUUUGGACUUGAAGAGCCUUGCAGGUGUGCCACCUCCCUUGGAAGCCAUCAGCCGAAUCCCGAAACUGGGCACACUUAUGCUGCAUGGCUUCCAUCUUGAAGUCGUUUCCAAGGGCUUGUUUCCGGAAAGCCUGAUGACUCUGGGGUUGUCAUCAUGCGCCGUACGUCGAGUGGAACAGGACGCUUUUCCCCGAAGCCUGGUGGCACUCAACCUGAACGGAAAUCCGGAUCUGACAGCGCCGAACCUCUUGAACGCCUUCCGGGAUAUGUCACGACUUCGUACGUUGUAUCUGAAAAACACCGGCCUGAACAACCCGACCAAGGACGUUUUCAAAGGUCUUAAGGGCCUCACUACACUCUAUCUCGUCAACUGUAAUAUCAAACAACUUAAUGAUGAUGUCUUUACAACGCUCCCGAAACUUGAGUCGCUCUUUCUUGGCCGGAACUCACUUCGCCAGUUUGGAUUCAUGCUUAGAACAAAUGUGUCAAAUCUUAGUAUUGAUGACAACAACCUGACCGCUUUGGAUGAUGUUUUGUUCGACAAGAUUGGAGCACGCCGUCUACGGUCACUCAAUUUAAGCAACAACGGAUUUACUGAGGUGCCACAGGCGCUCCGGCAUCUCAAGGAGCUGACAUCGCUCCUGUUGUCCGGCAACCAUAUUGGAAAGCUAAAUUGGUCUGCCCUAAAUGGCCUUCGCAAGCUUUAUACUCUGGAGAUGGGCCAUAACGAGUUGAUUAUGAUCGAGGGCUCGCCGGAUCUUCCUGAGCUGUGGUCACUUGAUCUUUCUGGCAACCUCCUUGAAGAUCUGCAGGGCACGAUUAGGACACUUCCGUUGGGCAAACUCGACCUAGCCGGUAAUCGUUUCGAGAAAUUGAGCAUCGACGAGCUCCCAACUACGUUACGAAGUAUCAAGCUUGAAGGUAACCCCCUUCACUGCGACUGGCAAGGUGGAUCCUUCGAUGCUGAGCUGUUCGAGCGUCUCGCUAACUUGGUCCGGUCAAAUUACGGCGCGCCCUUCACCGAAUGCCCGCCUCAGAAGCACCACCAAAUACGUCAUUAGUUGUUGUUAAUAAUAAUACAAAUAGUAGUACUAAUAAUGAUUAACUAUUUAGCUGGUUUUCCUAUUUUGAUGUAAAUGACGAUAGGCGAAAACAGAGAGAAAGAAAAAGACAGAGAGGGCGAGAGAGAAAAGGCCUAACGAAAAAGGCUAAGCGAAGAAAGAAACCAGGAGCGAAGCACAGGUCAAGGAGGCCAACAAAACAGCGCACGCGCGGGGUGAAAAUACGACAAGUCAACUAAAAACAGUAGUAAUGAACAACUUUCGUAGUAAGUUACGAAGGAGAAAGACAGCUCCUAACAAACCUUAACGAACAACUAAUCUAUCUCCUCACCUUACGCCGCCUUUUCUUCCUUAGCCGCCAUUUCAGAACAGAGAAAGAGAUUCUAUUUAUUAAAUUAUUAAUUAUGAGAAAACUUUCCCCACAUUAAUGUACUCAUUCAAGCAUAACUAACUUAUAAGUACCACAUGAAAGAUAUCGCCAACGUUUUCUAUUUCCGUGCGUUCCCAUCUGAUGUCACUCUUGAAGAGCGGCAAAUUCAUUCUGAGGAGCAGACUAUAAUUUGCUGUCAGAGCCAUACUAAUAGAUCUUGAUCUGGAUUAAUAUCCAUAUAGGUGAUCAUAUAGAUAUAGACUUUAUAGAUGCUAAUAACUUAUUAGAUAUCAGCGAGCGAUUCGUCAAUCAAGCCUUUGAUUGGCCUUGGACAAAAAACUGUACUUUGAAAUGUACUGUUUGUUUGUUUGUUUGUUUGUUUGUUAAUGGUAAAAAGUAUGUUAAAAGAAAAUGAGAGCCCUAUACAUACAGAUAGUCACAACAUUAAUACUAAACAAUCGUCGAUUCUGAAAAUAACUCUACAUUAGAUUAUACCCCAUGAUAUUGUAUCAACUACCCAAUCAUAAUAUAACGAGAUAAAACACACUUUCCGCAACGUGUUGAACCUUUUAGAUAAAACGAACUCUUCUCGGAGAUGCUCCGUUGCAACCGUAUUAGUAAAGCCCAAGGGUGUGCCCUUAUAAUUGUUUUCUAUGCUAAAUGACAGUGCACCUCGAUAAAAUGAAUCUCACUUAAAUAGACCAUUGGCUGGAUAUUGGCUGUAAAAGAACGCGCGUAUUAACAAAAAAAAAAAAAAAACAAAAGAAAA
This is a messenger RNA of Varroa destructor (honeybee mite), 3760 nucleotides long. RefSeq lists its product as uncharacterized. NCBI's taxonomy places the organism in Eukaryota, Metazoa, Arthropoda, Arachnida, Mesostigmata, Varroidae. The record is from RefSeq and is a predicted model, not a curated record. Gene Ontology annotation, molecular function: protein binding.